UCUUUUUUCAUCAAUAAUGUAAAGCAUGUUCUUUUGUUAUUAUCUUAAUUUUCCUUCAGGUGGACUUUGUUAUUGUCAUGCCCUUGUCACCUGCUUUAAGGCGGUCACAUGAAAUAUGUCAAAAAUAUGCUCAGUAUUUGAAUGCUUUGAUGACCAAGAGAGAUGAUUGGCCACCGAUUUUGGUUCACUCCUGCAAAUACUGAGUCCAUAUAUUUCAGGAUAUGGAACUGGGGGAAUAUUUGAACAGAGAUAGUUAACUUAAAUAGCUUUAAAUCAAUCCUUCAGAGAGCUGACUAAUGAGUUUCAGAGAAAUGAAAAAGCCACUCCCACCCAGCUGAUAUUUAAAGGGAUGCAGCAGUAAACUAAACUGAAAGUGUAUCAAGGCUGCUACAGAUCAACAUGCUGCGAAUCCUCCUCCUGACUGUCCUGCUCUUUAAAGGAUCAAUGUCACAGAUCACCAAACAUGGCAACAGAACAGCUGUCUACGGCAAGGACGCGUAUUACAGCUGCGCAGUAGACAACCUGACAGGUGUGCUUCAGGUCACCUGGCAGAGACUUUUCAAAGACUCUAUUGAGAAUUUGGCCACUUACAGCAACCGCUUUGGGCAACUAGUGAAUACACCCUACCUCGAGAAAGUGGUCUUCACAGAGGCGUCUCUAAACUCAACAUCCAUUACUGUGAAAAAUGUGACGUGGGAUGAUGACGGCUGUUAUAUUUGCUCGUUUAAUGCUUAUCCUGAUGGGUCUCAGAGGAAGCAGAUCUGUCUUACAGUGCAAGGAAUAUCAGAGGUGAAAACAGCAGUGCAUCCUCCCAGCAGUGCACAGGAGGAGCAGGAGGAAGUGGAGGUUGUGAUCAGCUGCUCUGCAACAGGUAAACCAGCUCCAACCAUUCAGUGGGCCUCCCCGCCUGAUGCUACGCGUUUAGACCAAGUAAAGACUGCUACAGUCGAAAACAGUGACCGGACAUUUACCAGCAGCAGCAACGUCACCCUGCAGGUACCGUCAGACUGGAGCGGGUAUGUGGACUGUGUGCUGAACGAAGGUGUGAGGGGACAGAGGCACGAGAGGAUCCCUCUAAUAGUUGGUGAUGGAGACGUGAAGAAGAAGGAAAAUGAAGUGAAUGGACGGUCUAAAGUAGUAGUUGCCAUCGUGGUCUUCACUACAGUGGUUUUUGUUUUAGCCAUUGUUGCUGUUGCACUGAGGCAUCAAAGGUUAAAGAACAUCAGGAGGAAUCACAGUGUCGUUUGACGAUCAUGUCUGUUUUGCAUCAUGUUAUAGUGAAUUAAGCUAAAACUUUAAGUUGUAUAUCUUUUUAGUUCGCACUGAAAAUAUCAGCAGCACUUUAUUUUGAAUCAAGAUUCCAGCACCUUGAAAAAAGGAGCUUUUUGCAGUUUAUUUAUCUCUUCACUUUGAGUUCAAGCAACAUGUGCAAUAGUUAAAGCUCCUCAGCAUACAACUCAACUCAACAAACCUGCUCGUCUUGAAAAAGAAAGUGAGCCAAGGGAAAGGAAGCAGUAUGAACGUGACAGACUGGAGCUGUAGCACCAUCUAGUGUACUCUGCAGGGAUAAGAAUCAAUCGACAGACCUCAGCUCAACAAUGAAUGUGAGACAUAUUUCAACUUUUAGGUUUUUGCACAGGAAAUUGACACUUCACUCCAUGAAGUGAUCUAAAACAUUAUAAUGUAACAUAAAUAGAGAUGUAUUUAUUUAUUGAGGACAUUGGUAAAGAUUAAUGUUUCACCUUUUUUGCACAUUUGCACUUUCAUGUUAAAUGUUUUAUGUGAUCUUUCUCUCAUACAUGGUUUCUUUAUUACUGUAUUAAUCUUACGAAUGUUGUAUUGUUUAACACACUUUGGCAAAUCAAUUGUAACAACAACAUUGAAUUGCAGUCUUUAUAUUGUUAUUGUACUAAUAAUGAAAAUAAUGUCUGAGCUAUUUAUUUAUUUGUGUUUGAAACAUUAAUGUCUCAAACAACGCUUUCAUGUCAUGACUGAGUUCACAUGUGUAGAGUUUUAUUUUUUUAAUCUUGAUUUAAUAUAAAGCACAUGCAUGAUCAUUUCUUGCAGACAAUGUGUAUUUUUUGUAUAGAUAUACCUUCAAAUGUCAGCUAUAACUCCUCAUAUGUGUUGUUCAAUUUAAUUUAUCUAUAACCUGCAUUAAUUCUAAUAGGACAGGACAACACAAACCUUCUUCUACAGAGAAAUAUAAAUAGAAUAACUUUGUGAUAGUUCAACUUUGACCUGGGACAUAGAUCUUCUGUGUUUUGGGGUCAAGCCACAACAUGUCUGCAUAAACGAAACAGAAACCAAAAUCCAUGUUCGUUUUUCAGACUGUACCAUUAAGUUUUCAGGGGUGCCAAACGCGUUACGCACAGACUUAUGCGAUGAAUGCAAGGAACUCUACAACAACUGAAAUGUAUCAAUUAUUCAUUAAAAUUGGGUAAGUUUUUACCCCAUGAUAAGGCAGUUAUUUGUCAUAGUGUUGAUUAAAACUUUUUGAAAAUGUUAAAGCAUGCCACGCAGUCUAUGGUUCCACCCAGCACGGCCCACGUGUCCUAUUUGAAUUAGAAGCGCAAAAUGC
Notolabrus celidotus (New Zealand spotty) is the source of this 2581-nucleotide messenger RNA. RefSeq names its product OX-2 membrane glycoprotein. The transcript is spliced from 6 exons. Gene Ontology annotation, molecular function: cell-cell adhesion mediator activity. The coding region runs from base 400 to 1248 and encodes 282 amino acids. The record is from RefSeq and is a predicted model, not a curated record. NCBI's taxonomy places the organism in Eukaryota, Metazoa, Chordata, Actinopteri, Labriformes, Labridae.